This is a messenger RNA of Arabis nemorensis, 1014 nucleotides long. The record is from the annotation of a GenBank genome assembly. Lineage: Eukaryota; Viridiplantae; Streptophyta; Magnoliopsida; Brassicales; Brassicaceae.
AUGAAAAUAUUAGUGACCGGCUCUUCUGGUUACUUAGGCGCACGACUGUGCCACGCUCUCCUCCGUCGUGGCUACUCCGUACGCGCCUUGGUCCGUCGCACCAGCGAUAUUUCCGACUUGCCUUCACAAAGCGAAGACGAUGGAUUCGAGCUCGCGUACGGCGACGUAACCGAUUACCGUACUUUAACGGAUGCUUGCUUCGGUUGCGAUAUCGUUUUCCAUGCCGCUGCUUUGGUUGAGCCUUGGCUUCCUGAUCCAUCUAAAUUCGUCUCGGUCAACGUCGGUGGGUUGAAGAACGUUUUGGAAGCAGUUAAAGAGACGAAAACGAUCCAGAAGAUUAUCUACACUUCUUCGUUUUUCGCUCUUGGGUCUACCGAUGGAUCUGUUGCUAAUGAGAAUCAAGUUCAUAGUGAGAAGUUUUUCUGCACGGAGUAUGAGAAAUCAAAAGCUGCUGCUGAUAAGAUUGCUUUGAAUGCUGCGUCUGAAGGUGUGCCGAUAAUUUUGCUGUAUCCUGGUGUUAUUUAUGGUCCAGGGAAGCUCACUUCAAGCAAUAUGCUUGCUAAAUUGAUUAUCGAGCGUUUUAAUGGGAGAUUACCUGGAUAUAUUGGAAAUGGGAAUGAUAGAUGCUCUUUCAGCCAUGUUGAUGAUGUUGUGGAGGGACAUAUUGCUGCAAUGGAAAAAGGUAGGCUAGGUGAAAGAUACUUGCUUGCCGGGGAAAAUGCUUCUUUUAAGCUUGUCUUUGACAUGGCUGCACUCAUUACUGGAACCAAAAAACCAAGCUUUAGCAUUCCGUUAUGGGUAAUCGAAGCGUACGGAUGGUUAUCUGUUCUAAUUUCUCGGGUUACAGGAAAGCUUCCAGUCAUCAGUCCUCCAUCAGUGAAUGUGCUUAGACAUCAAUGGUCAUACUCAUGUGACAAGGCUAAGCUGGAAUUGGGUUAUAACCCUCGAAGUCUAAGGGAAGGAUUGGAGGAAAUGCUCACUUGGUUGAAGAGUUUGGGCUUAAUUCAAUACUGA